Molecule: messenger RNA, 9322 nt
Organism: Sitophilus oryzae (rice weevil)
Lineage: Eukaryota; Metazoa; Arthropoda; Insecta; Coleoptera; Curculionidae
Gene: mub
Product: poly(rC)-binding protein 3
Exons: 14
Coding region: 533-2083 (516 amino acids)
Biological process (GO): regulation of gene expression; regulation of RNA metabolic process
Cellular component (GO): cytoplasm; nucleus
Molecular function (GO): mRNA binding
Source: RefSeq, a predicted model, not a curated record
UGGAAUUGUACGGUUUACAUUUUCCGAUCCCGACCUCCCCGUUCCGACAGCCCCGUUUUUCUCUCUCACCUGAGUAACGUGCACCCUAAAUACACGCAGCGAUUUGUAGGCAGAUUUCGUUAGAAUCUUUUCAAUUUUUCUGAUCCUCCGAUAGAAUUAUUCAUUCUAUAGUAGAAUUAAUAUUAGUGUUGGGGAAAAAGGACAUUUUGCCGAAAGUUUUCCAAGUUUAGAAAGUUUAUUUCGGUCGAGAGCAGCAGCGAAAAUAAGUUCGCGCGACACGACUUGCACGCGUAGUACACCAUCAAGCGAGCCGUGAAAUUCCUUAAUAAUUGAAUCUAGUACAUUGUUGGAGGCUACAGUUCUUGAGGUCCAAUAUCGCCUGCCGUAUCCCAGAGAAUUUCAUAAAGAGGUCCAAUAUUGCCUGCAGUAUCCCAUAGAAUUUCAUAAAGAGAUAGACAAUUCCAACGUGUUCUACUCAGAAUUAAACCCACUGCUUCUUCCCGUCACCCUGAAACCCCCUAGUCAAAAAGUCAUGGAUUUGGACUCAAAGCAACAUCAUAUAACAAACGAUGACCCAAAUGUUACGUUAACUAUCAGACUGAUUAUGCAGGGAAAGGAAGUUGGGAGUAUUAUAGGAAAAAAAGGAGAAAUCGUCAACAGAUUUAGAGAAGAGUCCGGAGCAAAAAUUAAUAUAUCAGAUGGGUCGUGUCCUGAGCGAAUUGUCACAGUAACAGGAUCAACAAAUGCAAUUUUUAAAGCGUUUUCGCUAAUUUGUAAGAAGUUUGAGGAGUGGUGUUCGCAGUUCCAGGACAAUGCCAACAGCGGCAGCGGCGUCCCAAGACCACCCAUCACUCUUCGACUGAUCGUACCAGCCAGCCAGUGCGGUUCGUUGAUAGGAAAAGGGGGCUCGAAAAUUAAAGAAAUUAGGGAAGUGACCGGAGCGUCGAUUCAAGUAGCUAGUGAAAUGUUGCCGAAUUCAACGGAAAGGGCGGUUACUAUAUCUGGCACGGGAGAAGCAAUCACGCAGUGUAUAUAUCACAUAUGCGACGUUAUGCUUAAGUCCCCCCCUAAAGGAGCCACCAUUCCUUACCGCCCCAAGCCCCAAGUCGGCGGUCCCGUACUCCUAGCCGGCGGCCAAGCCUACACCAUCCAGGGCAACUUCGCCGUACCCGCGCACGCUGACGUAAGUACCCCUUUCAUUUCUCCUCUCCUUCCCCCCCACCACGGCCACCCUCACCAUCCGCUACUGGGCGGGCCCCCGUUGGCGGCUGUGGCCCCCCAGGCCGCCCCUACGGCAGUCUUCGAGCUGAAGAACGGACCGUUGCCGGCGCACGCCGCCCUUCCGCCGCAACAUCUGCUGCCAGACGUUGCCGCCUUGACUAAGAAUCCUUUAGCUGGUUUGGCUGCGUUAGGUUUGGGGGGCUUGGCACCAGCCAAUACAGGAGGACUUAAUCCUGCAGAACAUGGUUUUUCAGCUCUAGCUGCAUUAGCUGGCUCCCAAUUGCGAACUUCAAAUACUCGUAAUCAACAAAAUUCCAAUCAACAAACUCACGAAAUGACUGUGCCAAAUGAACUAAUUGGAUGCAUUAUUGGAAAAGGAGGUACGAAAAUUGCAGAAAUCAGACAAAUUUCCGGUGCCAUGAUACGCAUUUCGAACUGCGAUGAUCGUGAAAGCGGCUCUUCCGACAGAACCAUCACUAUUUCCGGAAAUCCAGACGCUGUCGCGUUAGCGCAGUAUCUGAUUAAUAUGAGCGUCGAGCUGCAGAAGGCCAACCUAGAAUCCCAAGGUUCCCCGAACGCCAGCGGUUCCAACUCCACUUCCACUACUGCUGCCACUUCCCCAUUGGCCAGCGCCAUCCCACUCGCUCAGCUCCUAGCCAAGCCUGGAGCCCUCAAUGCCCUCACUAGUCUGAGCGCAUUGGGCGGGCUCACGGAACUGUUAGGCGCGGGUACCGGCUCUACCACUGCUCCAAUUCAAACCACGGGCGUGCACAGGCCGCAUAAGUCUUCGUCGAGUUACGGAAGGUCAAGCGAACAAGGCAGCAAACUGAAGAGCGAAAGGAAUAAGUUUAAUCCAUACUAGAUGUACUUGCCAUUAAUUUCAUAUUUUCGGUAUGAAAAGCUAUCGUUGACUUUAUAUUUUUGACGAUUUUGUAAUUUGACAUAAUAUAUGUAGCAAGCUAGUAUGUAUUGGGGCCAUUUUUAGAAAUUUGUAUUAGUUAUCGCUAUUCUGUAGAAUUGAGAACUGUUUUCCAUUCAUAUCCACGCUUUAAAACUGAUUGUUCUUUUUGGUUUGGUCGAGAUUUAUGAUGAAGGGUUCGAUUUUAACAGUUAUAAAAAAUAAUGUUAAAAUUUUUCAUUGUUUUUAUGUUAUUUAAUACAAUAACGUUAUAUGAAGUACUUAUAAACAAUGUAAUGAUUUGUAAAAGAAUAAUAUUGCGGGAUAGAGAUGGAAUUUUUAUGUUUUUUUUUUCUCUCUUAUGUCUGUUCUUAUAUUUUUUAUUUACUUCUGUUGUAUUUUUCAUACCUUGAACUUCAAGGUAGUAAUUAAUACAUACAAAUAAACAAAUUUUAUUAAAAUUACUUGCAUAUAUGUGUACACACACACAUAUGUGUCACAAAGUCCGCGUCAUAUGGAACUUUUUUAUUUAUUGACUUGUGAAAUUUGACUAGGUUAAACUUUGUUUUUCAUUAUGAUUGUUUAUAUAUUUUUAAAAUAUUUUAAGGAUAUAUUUCGGAAGAAAACUUUGAAUUAAGACUUAAAAUAUCAUAGAUUUUGUGAAUGGAAAGCAGCUCUUGACAGAUAGUGUUAAUUUCUUAAUAAUAGGUAGGAUUUGUACUGAUCUAAGCUAAGAUAAAUGUCAUUUAAUUGUCAAUUUACAUUAAACCCUUACUAAACGUCGACUGAUAUUGAGUUUGUUUAAUAACAUUUUAUUGAAUGAAAAUUAACAAAAUAUAUUGAAUAGACUGAACAAAAAGAUAUAUUAGGUGUAAGUUUACUAAGCCGAAUAAAAUUAAAUAUCCCUCUGUGUUAGUUCUUUUAUUGUACAGCCAAAAAUUUUAUGAUCGUGUGUCAUUCAACAAAGGACAUUUUAUAUAAUUUUUAUAUUCUCAUAAUAUCGAGCAUAAUAUGAAACUUUGGUACGACUGAUAUUGCAAAUUGAGAACUAGCCUCUGUGAAUCCGUCUCAGAUACUGGCUUUUCUCAAAGCCCUGAAACUAUACGAUGAGUUAUAACUCGUUAUAGCUCAAGAAAGGGAGACAAUAGAUCUGCAAGGUCGCGGUGCUUAACUCCUCACCCAAAUAUUCUACAUUCUAAUUUGUUAUUGUUUCAACUUGAACCUAAAAUAUAAUCAUUUUGAAGUCUUAUUCUCAAUAUUGCAGUUUGCAGGAAACAUAUUUGUUGUCAAGUAGUGUCUGAUAAAGGCUGUGAUUCUUUUGUUAAUUCAAUUCAUCCCUAGUUUAAUUACGAAAUUGGUAUUUUUAUUUAUUUAUAUUGUAUGUAGUAUUUGGUAUUUUAGCAUUGGUCUGAACCAGUACAAGUAAUUGGCGCAUAAGCUUCCAUCGACAUUUAGCAAGGGUUAUGUAUAUAUUAAAAUUUUCCAUUAAACAAUUGGCUAUUGGAAAAACAGGAAAUCGUUCGAUUUUCACAAAAUAAAUGUAUACACCCUAUUAUGAGGUUGUAGAUGAUUUUUUUGAUAGUCUCUUGCCGUUUUUCAGAAAACCGAAAAAUUAUUUAAAAAUUGAAUUUUUCUUAAUUUAAGCCGUAUAAAGUAAUAAUUUCAUUAUAAUAUAGUUUAUCUAAAAGCCACACUUCAUUGGGUAUAGAAAAAUACCCAAAAUUUUACUGAAAAACGCCUUUCUUAACAAAAUAAACAAAGCAAAUUCAGACAAGAUGAAAGCUGUGAUGAAAGUUUGACAUUCAUAUAUGCGACAUUCUAUACAAUGAGAGAGACAAAUAUAAUUCUAUAAAUCUAAAAAUGUGCAACGUUGUCAUGUCUUGCACUUUUUCGGUUGAUUAGGGACUAUUAUUAAAAUAAUUGGUAGGGGAUUAGGUUAAUGUCUAUUGUCUAGCUGUAGCUCUAACAAUGUUCUGAUUACUUGGUGUCACUGUUUUGUUUAGUUAAUCAGAUUUUAAUACGCAUCAUCGGAUACGUAAUAAAAAAACAGAAAUAAACAAAAGUGUGAAACCAAGCAAUCAAAAUACACUUACAUCGUGUUUUGGUUUCUAGAGCGAUAACUAGGCAUUAACCUAAUCCCAUCAAUUAUUUUACUAAUAAUGAUUGUUUUGAAUAUUUUCAUCUGUUAUGUGCCAUUGUUAAUUAUGAUAAUGAAAGGAAACCGUAUCAUAAUCCAUAGUCACUUCGCGAAAUACGAUGGUCUAAAAGGAUAAGGGAUACGGUGCCGAAACUCUGUAACACGCCUUAAGGUUUAAAGUUAAUACAACCAGGAAAUCAUGAAAAAGGCUUAAACCAAAGCAAUCACAACUCAUUCGCGACCCCGUUAGCGUCUGGUCUAAAUAUAUUCUAUAUUCUAUGAUAUCAAAGUGUAGUUGUGGGUAAAAAAUUAAUCUGUGAAUCUGGGUACCAGCUAAAUUUAGAUAUAGCAACAUGGCUUUAAAUGUUGCCAAAUUAAAGCCAUGUAUAAAUGUCACUAACACGUGACCUAACAUUUUCAGAUUAUUUACAAAUCUGUUUUUGCAAUUUCCUCUAUUAUGCAUAGAAUUGGACAAAAAAAGUAACAGAAAAUAGCAAAAACCUGAAUGAUUAUUGAAUAUCUAACAAAACUUUAUAAAAUAUGAGAAAUUUUGAAAAAUAGCAUUUGGUUACAUUUUUGGAUUUUUCUGAAAAACGAAAAAAGGGGCCGCCAAAAAAGGUCAGAUUCGUAAUCUGCCACCUCGAAAUAGGGUGGAUGUAAAUUUUGGUGAAAAUCGGACGAUUUCCAGUUUUUCCAAUAAUUACCAAACAAUUUAUUUCUAAUAUGUUAUAUGAAAAUUAACUCGUUCAAGGAUCAUUCUGGCUUUAUUUAGAUUUAAGGCUUAUGAUCAGAACUCUUCGCAAAAAUUGGAUCAGUGAUGCUUUUUGCAAACUACUAUACCCCUAUAAAAAUAUAUCUUUAAAAUAGCUGCAUCUAAAGUAUCCAUCUAACAGUCAUCAGUCUUGCGGGUGAACGCUUCUUCAGCGUUAUAGUCCAAUCAGUGGAGGGCCAUUAUAGGCCUCUGCCAUACAAAAGGUGGUGUAGUAGUAAUUUGUUAAUAUGUUGUUAAGGUUUAGGUCUUGAUGAAAAAUCCAAAUUUUCGACCUUGGGGUGCGACCGCUCGAGCCGCCAUCUUGAAUUAAAGAUACAAAAAACUGUAUUUUUCAAAAUAUAUCCGCAGCGGUUAAUCUUACGAUCAAAAUGUUUUUUCGAUGUAUCAAGUAUAACGGGGCAUCGUAAAAAGGGCGAAACAAUUUGGGUGGAGUAAUUAUUUGGGCGGAGGCAAAAAGGGCGAAGAAUAUUUUGCAGAUAACGAAAUUUUCCCCAAAUUAUUUCCUAAGUACAAUCUUUUUGUUGACGCCCUUCUUGUUUCCGCCCAAGUGACGUAGACCCAAGAAUACGAGCCCAGUCGCAUAUGAAUUGGACCAAGGAAAUAUAUUAACACAAUAUCGCAUUUCUGAACUAAUUUUUAUUAAAUAACUUUAACAAAAACAACUAAGAUAAUUUGCUGCUAUAUGGUAUUAACAACUAAUCAACAAUAUUUGUUGCUUAUUUCAAUUACAACAAAAAUAAUAAAAAAACAAUUAAUUUAUAAAGUCUAUCGCAUAUUAAUUGGCCCAUCAUCUCAUGCAUCAUGAUAAAAAUAUGCUUACGCGGUGAAAUCGAAUAUAUUUUGUCAAGCGGGCCAUGGAGAAACCAAAAUGUUAUAAUAAAAUGGUUGCCCAGUAAUGUCAAUGUAGCGUCUAAUGUCAGUUUGUUUGUUGAUACAAAGUGCUCGUCGCAGUUUUGCUAUGGCAAAUCCCGAAGUUAAUUUGUGUUUCAUUUGUGAUAAACGUUUGAUUGAAAGUGACUCUGACUCAGUUGUUGUGAAGGAGAGAGGCGUGCAGACUUCUCAAAUCGAGUUUUUUUCGCUAAUAAAUCGCCAUGGCACUACCUUAUUUUUAAGUUUUUUUUAUGUUGUGCGUUAUAUUUGGCUCCGUGGCACCGUGGCACUACCUCACCAGCCGUUGCUGUUUAUACCUAUGUAAAAAAUAACGAGAAUUUCGGAAAAAUUACAAAAUUGGGGAAUUUUCCUAUUUUUUUUGGAAAAUAUGUUCAACUUUUCGUCACUGUACCUUCUAUCCAAGAUGGCGGCUCGAGUGGUCCCACCCCAAGGUCGAAAAUUUGGAUUUUUUGUCAAGACCCAAACCUUAACAACAUAUAAAACCACCUUUUGUAUGGCAAAACACCCCACUGACUGGACUAUUAGGCAGCGCCGCGAAAUUAUUUCUGAAUAUUAUUUUAUAGCGUUAACUAAGUAAUAAGCGUAUAUAGUUCACGUUUAUACAUCACCAAUCGUAAGCAAGGAGGCGGUUGCAGUUCAAUUGCGACAUGAGUUGAUGACACGUUGGCUUCUUUAGAUGAAGCUACUCUCACAAAGUAUUUAUAUGAAGUAUUAGACGAGUGGUUGUAUUUACGUGGUUACAAAAGACUUAUACAAGUUACAAGUGGCCGGGGUAUUGUUUUCUUUAGUAUUCCUGGUAUCCUAAGAAAACUGCAACGUUUUAUAUAAAGUAAUAUGAAAUUAAUCAGUUUUUGUACAUACUUAAAUAUUUUUUUGUCGAUUGUGUCGAAAUUCAGCUGUUGUAUUUACAUUAGUAAGGGUUUAACUAAUAUAAAAAAAAUAAGUUCAGUGGCUAAUAUUUAACCUAAAUAUUCGGCGCCACUGGUUGUUUUGUUGUAUUUUUUUUCAGAUUAAGUAACUAAAAAUACAACUUUUUUGUCGAACUUUCUUGAGUUUUUCGCGAAUAAAAAAUGAAUGAUAUAUACAUACAAUCUUUGCAUAACCUAGUAAAUGUCAAAACUCGCCUAUUACACUGCUACAUUUAGAAAAAAAUCAGGUCGUGCCAUGUCACUGUGUUACUUUCCUUAUGAACUGAUACUGCUUUCAUUUAAUUUAAUAUUUUAUCUUUUUAUUUGCGACCAAAGGAAACUUUAUUUUAGUAAUAUUUAAAAAUAUUUUAUUAAAUAAAGUAUCUAUGAAGAAGUAUGUGCUUGAAGAUAUUCAUCAACAUAUCUUAUAUACAGUGGCGGAUCGUGUGUUCUGAAGGGGGAUGGGGCGCACAGCCUUCCGCAAGCAAAAGCUUAUCUACUAUGUUUAGUCCAUAAAGUAUGUCCUUCUAUAAAUCAAACCAAAUAAACUUUUAGUUAAGUGAUUGGCAAGCUUGACCGGCACAGCGUUGCCGACUUUUACAUAUUUUCUUUUAAUCAAAAUAUUUUAGGAAACAAAAACGAAUGAAUUAUAAAUAUAUAAACAGUUAUUAUUUACAUGAACAAAACUCGCCUCCUUAACAGCACUUAUUAAGGGAUAUAACGGGCCAUUAUAAUUGCUUUUCCGUUCGAAAUUUUCUGAUAAGGUUGCGAUGAGUUUUUCGCAACGGCUAUUAAGUUCUUCGGCAUUUUGUACACUUCGCACUACUAUUCACAAUUUUCUGUUGCAAGGUCUGCUAGUAAAAUAUUUUAAGUUUAAUAUAUUAUUACAACAUUACACUUAAACCAAAAACUUGUAAUACAAAACUAAAGUGUCAAAAUCAAUCAAAAUGUCAGGAAAGAAAUGAAUGUGGCAACUUGACAUUUUUUACAGCAGAGCUACCAUCUGAAUCGCCAGCGGGUAAUUUAAAUUCCAGUUAAUCAGCCCGGCGCAGAAUAUGUCCACAGUUGGCAACAAUGAAUUUAAUAAUCGCGUCCUCGAUGACGUAACUAAAAGUUUAUUGGUAUCGAUAGUAGUUUUCAUGCUAGAGGACAGGCCGCUACUGCUUUAUAAGUACAGGAAACGAUUUUUUCAGUUCAAAAUUUCAACAAGAUAAUCUAGUAGCUUAAAUAUAGGGGAUUUAGUGCUAAAAUAAUACAGCUUUUGAUAUAAAAAAAAAUUUGAAUUUGAAAUUUGAAUAUUUUGAAGUUCUUGUAUAUGGUAGUUAUUUUUAAUAGUAUGGUGGUAUAUGAACUUUAUAUUAGAUGGUUUGUAACAAUGACAAAACCAAAGAAAUUGUUUCAAUUAUGGAUUAAUAUAGUUUUUUAGACUUCUUUAUAGGGCUAACUAAUUUACUUUUAUUGUUUUGUGUAUUUAAUAAGUCUUAUUACAAUUAUAAUUUAUGAUUUAAAGAUUUUUUGUGGAGUUCUUUGUAAAUAUUAAAGUAGUAGUAAUUACAAACAUAAGAAUAAUGUUUGCUCAUUAAGUAUUACUCAUACAUCUUAAGAGUUGUCUCGAAAUACACUGGAAAAAUAUAAAGUCAAUAAGAAACUAAUAUUUUUAAAAUAGUGUGUUAUAUUGAAAAUAUAAACCUAUCGAAAGAAGCCUUUUGAUAAGUUUAUCUUUCUCACAGUUUUCAUACAAUUUAAUAUUUAAUAGUCAGGUCAUAAAUGUCUACAUCAAAUUAUAUUUUGCUUUAUUUAAAACUGUAUUAUUGGUCAGAUUUUGGUAUUAAAAUAGGUAAAUGCAUAAUGUAAAUAUAUCAACUUAACGUUGUAAUAUUGGUUUAACAUUUUUAGAUAUAAGCUAAGAUUACAGGGUAAAAAUUGCCACUAACCAUUUUUACACCCAAUUGUAGGGUUAGUUAUUCCUAUGAUCACUUAUAAUCUUACACAAAAAAAAUUUACGUCUAAACCAAUUAUACAGUUUAUUGAAUAACCCAAAGUUUUGUAUUAUUUUAUUUGAUUUUUAUAUUACUGAUAUUUAUAAUUCCGACGCUUCUAGCAAUGGAGGAAAAUAUUUAUUUUAUGCAUAUUUUUUUAUUCUCACAUAUUGAUUAUUAAAAGUAAAAAAAUAUCUAUGUGUAUUAUAAAAUUCGACAUUGCUAUAAGUGGAUGUUUAAUUUAUUUCUGUUCAUUUUUGUGAAUUACUAUUAUUACUUUAUACAAUAAGUUGAUUAGGUCUGAAAAUGUAGGCAGUUUGACAUAUCAUAGUUAAAAGUGACAUAUACAGAUGAUUAAAAAGUACAUUAUAACAUGCUUUUUAUUAUUAUACUUUAUAUAUGAUUAAAUUAGAAUUUAGUUUUAACUUUACGUACAUGCUUGAUUGUAUACCUAUUUAGAUAUAAUUUUAUGACUAAUGUAAUAGUUAAGAGUUCUAAGUAAAUACAGUGUGUGUA